GCCAGCUUGUUGAUGUCAGACUUUGUUCGUUCACCGUAAAGGUCUGUUCACAAACAGUAGGCUACUCCGAUCCCUACCGACCAAUGUAAGUAUGUAUGAACCUGCAAAUUUGUUAACAAGAAUUUCAAAAUCAUGUUCUUAUAGCCCAUUUAAUGUAUCUGCUUGAUUUUCCCCCCUCCCCCCACUGUCAGUUUUUGUCUCAAAGGCGCCCCGUGUCCCCGCAAAAUACAAAGGGGCACAACGUCGGCAUUUUUAGAAGCGCUGUGAACUAUUCAUCGAGAAACCCGCUCUGUGUUUGUCCCACGCAUUGAACUGUUCUGCAGUGGAUUCGUGUAGCAUCAACUUGUAGACAUUGCCUGUGUGCUUGUAAACUCUCACUCCUCGCAAGGUGGUUGACGUUGGCUGUAAUCAAAUCAAAGGUCUGCCGAUGAGACUGGCGUUCCUCCAUUGUAUGAGAAACCGGAUGUGAAAACAGAAGGUUUACAGUUACCAUAGAAACCAUGCAAAGUUUAGUAAAACAAGUGGAAUAGCUAAAUGCUGAAGAAAAUGUUAACGGCUCCAUUUUGGUUGUUGGCUGCCAGUUUUUGGAUGAGAAUCACCUCUGGAUUUUACACCGACAGCUUCCCGGAAGUAGGUGAGAUCUGUUUAUGUGUGAUGCCUGUCUAAAACGACCAAGCAUGCUUUGUUUGGGACGACCGUAUGGCAUUCAGGUAAAUUACUCUGCGUUUAUGGAAAAUUUUUAGGACUAGUUUUAUUCCAUUGAACCUGUGUAACACGACCUUGUAAGACUUACAACGUCUACUCUGGCACCGGGGAGAUAACACAUAAACGCCUUUAUUUAAUAAUAAUAAAGUUUAUUUGAAAGACACGCUUCAUCCCCAAAGGCUCGAAGCGUGGUACAAAGUCAACCACAUCUAUAAUUUACCACAAUUAUAACAAAAUCAACACUACAAAAACUAAUUACAAGCAUACCAAGUCAAAGUCUUUCUAGCCAUUUCAACCAUAAGCAACACAGCCAAUAUGCAUUAACUGGAAAAUGUGGUAGACAACAUCAUCCAAGAAGGUGUUUGCGAAAUAGAUGUGUCUUUAAAUCGGUUUUAAAGGACUCCAGUGACUUGGUCCUUCAUUAAAGCUAUAAUCAUUUAAAUCAUAACUUCACGUCAAAAGAAUAACACACCACAUCAAAGCAAUAAUAUUUUUUCUUUAAAAACCAGUCGCUUACCAAACCAGAACACGGACAUCAAAACACCUUACCAUCAUCAUUUACUGCCAUCACUUUACCGUCGUCACCUUACCACUGCCACCUUACUGUUCUCACCUUAACAUCAUCACCAUCGCUGUGAGCAUACUACAAUAUGCAUGGAGACACGCACUAUAUAAGUAUUCAAAUCACCAUACCAACAUUGCCUUACCAUCAUCCCUUACCAUAAGUACCGUUCAAUCAUCACAUUAAUGUAUUUCCCUUACCAUCGUCAACUUAAUGUACUUACUUUAACAUCAUCUCCUUACUGCAUUUCCCUACCAUUAUCACCUUACAAUCAUAACCUUACUGUACUAACCUUACUGAACUGACCUUACUGCCAUCACAUUGCCAUCAUGACCUUACUGUUAUCACUUUACUGCCAUCACAUUGCCAUCAUGACCUUACUGUUAUCACAUCUCUUUAAUUCUCGUGUCAUCACCACCGUGUCAUCAUCUUACCAUCAUCACCUUACUGUCAUUACCUUGCUAUCAUCACCUUACUGUCAUUACCUUGCUAUCAUCAUCUUACUGUCAUUACCUUGCUAUCAUCACCUUACUGUAAUUAUCUUCACCUUACUUCCAUCAUCUUACUGUCAUCACCUCAACGUAUCUACCUUGCAGUAUGUGGCGAGAAUCUGAAAGCUGGUGAGGGUACUAUAGACUCGCCCCUGUUCCCCGACUCUUACCCCCCUGAGCUGGACUGUACAUGGACCAUCACAGCAAGGCCUGGUCACCGUGUCCAUGUCACAUCAGACUAUCUCUCUAUCGAGAGUCAACCGGACUGCCUGUAAGUCUGUCAAGUAAUACUAAAGUAAUCUGAUUGGAUAACAUUUCUGUGGAAUUUAAUAAACCAUUGUUUCUUGAUUGUCCUUGUCGUUGCCACACUUUUUAGACAUAAACUGUCCACGAUACAUUAACAUGUGUUACAAAACGAUAUGCAUGGUGAAAAGGAAAAACAUAACUCAUUUUUAAACACGUCAUUUAUGAGAAAAAAAAUGGAUACAAUUUUUUCCCAAGAUUUCCCUAUGAUCAUUUCUUAGUAUAUGCAAUAGGAAGCAAAUAUUUUUUAUUGCACGAAAGCUGGUUUCUUGCAACUCUACAAGAUGUUAUCUGGCAACCCAAUUAGAUGUUAUCUGGAAACUCUACAAGAUUUUAUCUGGUAAAUCUACUAGUUGUUAUCUGGCAACUUUACAACAUGUUAUCUGGCAACUCUACAAGAUUUCAACUGGCAACUCUAAAAGUUGUUAUCUGGCAACUCUAAUAGAUGUCAUCUGGCAACACUAAAAGUUGACAUUGCUUGUUUAAUAUGCACUCACCGGGACUAAUGUUAAGUUUGGGCGACACUCUUUCACACUGCAGCCGACACACUAACGUGUCGCGAUACACAGUUUGGAAGCGCUCUCCGUGAAUAGCGAAAUGUUUAAAUUGAUGGAGGGAUGAAGGAGAGGCCGUAGGACGGAAUGUGGGAGGAGUGCAGAGUGGAGGAGGUAGCGAUGAAGUCACCACCCCGUAACUGUACUUGUAUGUUGUUGUUUAACAUAGGAACCUUGACACGAGAAUAUCAAACAAACGACACCGCCAUCUUAUGCAUGACACUUAGUUGGCUGCCCAUUAACCAAUUAACAUCUUGGCCUUUCAAGGACGUGACGUCACAAUGUGAACGUGAAAAAGUUUGGGGGAGGGGGGCAGACGCACAACACUGCAUUUGUACCAACUCUGAAAGAUAAGGUCAUUUGUACAAACUCUGGCAGAUAAGGUCACUUUCACAAACUCUUUCGAUAAGGUCAUUUGUACAAACUCUGUCAGAUAAGGUCAUUUGUACAAACUCUGUUAGAUUAGGUCAUUUUUACAAACUCUUUAAGAUAAAUGUCAGUUAAUUUAGCACACAUCGUUUUGAUAUAUUAUAUGUUGACAUAAUUACUGGGGGGGGGGGUGUCAUUGAAAGUUUGACAGUUGUUGUUGAUAGGGGGGGGGGGGGGUAAAAAAUUGUUUAAAAUUUUUUACUCUUUAAGAUAAAUGUCAGUUAAUUUAGCACACAUCGUUUUGAUAUAUUAUAUGUUGACAUAAUUACUGGGGGGGGGGGUGUCAUUGAAAGUUUGACAGUUGUUGUUGAUAAGGGGGGAGGGGGGUAAAAAAUUGCUUAAAAAUUCUUGACGUAAUCAAUGGACGUCCUCUAAGUUGCUUAGUCAUAAUAGAAGCACGGAGGAGUGAGAAAAACGGAAUAUAUUAGCCUUGGAAAAACGUCACAAGGAAACACUUUGGGAGACUAUCUUCUGAACAACAGUCUGUUUCUAAUUUUAUACUCUGACUUGACAGGUUGGCGUUUGGACUAAUUAAUGUCUUUAAAAAAUAAUAUUGGGGGCGGGGAAGCGCAGAAUGAAUCAGGCAUACUAUAUAUGGGGUGUAUGUGUGUGCAUGCACUCGUUUAUAUGUGGGUGCGUUCGCGUGUGCGUGAGUAUGAGCGUGUUCGUGUUUGGAAAGUCGUUUAUAGAUAACAGAAAAUGUGUAAAAAGCUGCUUAGCUCUACGUUCAAAGUUUGCCCGUGUAGAAAGUCUGGCUGUGCUGACUUCUGCUGUACAGUAAACGGAGUGUAGCAGUUUUGAUUUUGUGUAGGUAUUGAUCUCUAAAGUCAGAGGUUCCCAAAAUUAUGCGCAGCUGCACCCUGAGGAGUUGUAGCUACCUCACAGGUGUGCCACGAAGUGAUAAAUAAAUAGUUAAAAACGUGCCAUUUCUCGGUACACUUGUUAGAGUUUGACACAGGGCGCCUUGGGUAAACCUGGAUGCUGCAUAGUGGCCGUGAAUAAAAAAAAAGUCUGAAAACCAGGGAUGUCAUUUGAGUGGGGCAGGAUGGGGCAUUUGCCCCCCCCCUUGAAAUUGCUAUGUACUGGGGCGCCUCCAGUAAUAAAUAAUUUAACAGGCCGACCAAGUUUUGGUUUUUGCCCCCGCCCCACCCCACCCCUGAAACAACCUGAAAUGACGCCCCUGUCGAGAACCUCUGCCUUACGUUCUGAGGGAUGUCAAUAGUGGGAGUUUCCAGUGAUUAGAGUUGAAAGUGAUGAGUGGUUAAAAAUAUAUAAAAUAUUGAAUUCAUUCUACCACUGUCCCUUAUUUUAAACUGAAAAGUGUCCCCCGGUAUUUACUAGGUUGAGUUAUUUUUAUCUCAACUUAAUUAACGAUAGUUUGUUUAUAGGAGCAUCCGUUGUUUAGAUUCAAAUUUUUAAGUUCUGACGUCACGUUUAUCCUAGAUGAGCCUCAACGAAGUUGGUGAAAGUCAAUAAAUAAAAGAAAAGUCAUCUUCUUCUACCGGAAGUGUUUGAAUUGAUCGCAUUUGUAUAGUGACUAGAUUGCUCCACAAUCACGAGCCUUGUGAUUCUGUACGCCCCCACCCCACGUCAUCGCCACUCAUGGCGCAUGUGAGAUAACAAUCAGAAUUCACAUGUUGAUAGACACCUGUGUGCUUGGUGCGCACUACAUGAAUGAGUAUGAGCUUUCAAUUGCGGCUGCGACUAUUCGUACCCGGGUACCAGAAGUGAGAGGUCGGGAUUAAAAAAACUAUUUAAAAUUUUAUUGUUGGGUUAAUAAGACAAAAUGAGGUGUCAAAUGAAAGAUAAUUGAAUGGACUAUAUGUUUGUAAACUUACUUCUUCAGUUUAACUAAAAUAAACUACCACAAAUGACAUCCGCAUAGCAUUGAGUCAAAAUGGACCCAGACACGCAGCGCCGCCAUUCGCACCCGGGUACCAUUAGACUCAAUACUAUUCGGAUGUCAUUUGUGGUCGCAUAAGCUAUAGGCCUACAAAGUCAAGAGGUUCACUACAAUUUUAAAUUACAUCAGCGGGUCAAAGAAACUUUAAAAAAUAUAUAGAUUUUUAAAUGUAAUUUAUGCCCCCCUCCCCCGACCAAAGAUAUAGAUUUUUAAAUGUAAUUUAUGCCCCCCUCCCCCGACCAAAGAUAUAGAUUUUUAAAUGUAAUUUAUGCCCCCCUCCUCAUCAAAGAUAUAGAUUUUUAAAUGUAAUUUAUGCCCCCCUCCCCCGACCAAAGAUAUAGCUUUUUAAAUGCAAUUUAUGCCCCCCUCCCCCACCAAAGUGACAGCUUUUUAUCAAAAAUAUAUAGAUUUUUAACUGUAAUUUAUGCACCCCUCCUCAUCAAAUAUAUAGAUUUUUAAAUGUAAUUUAUGCCCCCCUCCCCCGACCAAAGAUAUAGCUUUUUAAAUGCAAUUUAUGCCCCCCUCCCCCACCAAAGUGACAGCUUUUUAUCAGAAAAAAAUAUAUUUUUCCUCAAUAUAGUAAAUAUAGCCGUACUAUAUAGCCCAGAGUCCAGGGGAGAAACUAAGCUGAUGUCUACAGGGGUUCCACAAACGGGAUGCAUUCAGUUUAAGCAAAGGUGGGGGGGGGGGUUUGGUGAUUAUGCCUAACUUUGGCGCUGAUCGAUGCACGGCCCCUAAAUGAUUAAAAUGCCUCCCGCCAAACCCCCACCCCGAUCAAAUUACCGGAAAUCAACACUGAAAUCCCUCGCGUUGCCAUCAUUUAGGCUACUGAUGAUCUCUGAUCACGUUUGCUCCCAUAAUGCCACUGAUCUGUCGUGCUACCAUGAGAUGAUAUACUGAAAUAAAGCUGGUGUCUUCGUGUUGGGAGGAAGGUUCUGUCAAAAUUAAAUAUAAAAAAAAAAAAACACGAAAUAAAGACAUGAUCAUAAUUUGAUUCUAUUGAUACAGCUUAAGUUCAAUUUUUUUUAAAGUUCAAAAAUGAGGAAUGCACAUUUUUGGGGGAUGUGAUGAUGUUUGUUGAUGUUUGUUGUUUGAUUAUGUUUAAGCUUGUCUUACAGUACCGGCUACUUUUAUCUGCAGUUGGGAUCACCUGACCAUUACUGAUGGACCCAAUGGUGAAUAUGGAAGGGCUCGCUACUGUGGCAGUGAGCAGCUGGACUUCAUAGCGAGCUCAAAUGUUGUCAUCAUACAAUUCCACUCUGACUUCAGUGGAUCAGAUGCUGGAUUUAGACUAGUCUAUGGUAAAUCAUUUAAUACAAUUUUGUGUAAUUUACUUCUAUAAUAAUAAAAUUUUUUUUGUAUUUCCAUGGAAUAUAUUUACGUUGAAUUUUGUUUAAAAAAUGGGAACCAUGACUUUUGAACUUUACUACAUCUGUUAGAACUAAUUCUACCCACAGAAGCCAUAGGUCCGAAAACUUUGCUUGACCCUGGCUGCAAUGUCACCUUGCUAACAGAAGGAACUGUGACGUCACCAGAUUACCCAGCUCAGUACCCUUCGUCCAGUAUCUGCUACUACACCAUACGGGUUUGUCUGUUUUAUGCUGUAGCAUUGUGGGAUAACUUGCUGUUACAUUUGACAUGUAGGCCUAUAACAGUGGUUCUCAACACCUGGCAGGCUACACAAAUGUAGCCUACCAUUUGGGUGUGGGGUUAAUUGUUAAUUUGUAUUUAAUAUUGUUUUCAACAAUUUUUAUCUUUUAAAAAAAAAUUUGGGGUUGGGAUAUCAUUUUAAUAGAAUCUAAUUUAUAAUACUAUUUGCUGCUGUGUACAGCUUUAUAUAUUUAUUAAUAGUUUUUAUUUGAUUGAACGUUGUCAAAAAUUAAUUAGUUUUGUCAAGUGCACAAAUAACUGUUUAUUGUUACCCUUAGGCAUCAGCCAAUCAGAAGAUCCUGAUUGAAUUCACAGAUUUUCAAGUGGAGACAGCUCCUUGCGAUUUCGAUAAACUUGAAGUGUACAAUAGCAACAUAACAGGUAAGACAUGUAUGACAGCUGGUAACACAGCUGGGAACAUAACCGGUAACAUAAUCAGUAACAAAACAGGUAACAUAACCGGUAAAAUAACGGGUAACAAAAAAGGUAAAAUAACAAGGAAGACAGAUUAUUUUAUAGGGUGGUGAAAAGUUUUUUCUACACUCUUACACACUCAUCUCCAUCAUGAGUGAUGUUUAUUUCCCCAUUUAAAAAUGCAUUUGUUGUCACCUUGUACUUGUACUCAAGAAUUGUUACUCAAGAAUUGUUUCUCUCUCCUUAGCCCCCAAUUCAAGUUCUAUGUGUGUUAAAGAUUGAGCAUAAUUAAUAUGUAUUUUACACAUUAACUGUUAAUGGCCCUUGAUGUAAAUAAUUAUUUUCUCCCUACCCACAGUUCCAGAGAACCUCCUGGGGGUGUUCUGUGGGCGCAGCCUGCCGGUGGGUCUGACCUCUGAAACAAAUAUCCUGACCCUCAAAUUUGUGUCAGACAAAAAUGUUCAAACCAAGGGCUUCAACGCCACCGUAACGUUUCUGUCAUCAGGGGAUGAUGAUUCAUCUCCUGUCUCAGUAUCGUCACUCUCAUCACCAACAGUUACAUCAGUACCAACUACAAGACUGCCCUUAACUGUCAGCAGUCAAACGUCUGUAGGUAUAGAGACUACACCAGUGGCGGGGACUGUAGGGAACAAAGGUACGUCACUGAAAUUCAGUGUUCAUUUUUGUCAUAAUGAAAAUGUUACUAUCAUGUAAAAAACAAUUAAGGAAAAUAAUUAUAAUAAGUUCUUAAAAUGAAAAAAGUAAAAUAAUCAAAUUUUAUUUUUGGACAGCUAUCACUCAUUCUAAUAAAAUGUUCUCCUAAAUCUUACUUGGAACAUUUAAAAAAAAAAUAAACAAAAGAAUCUCUACUUGCAUGUUUCCAGGUUGUAACAUAACAGUAACAGAAUCCUCAUCCAACAUCAGUUCCCCAGGAUAUCCGUCCAGCUAUCCACAUAACAUGCUCUGUGUCACCCAGUUCAGGAGUUCCAGUGUCAGCACUUUCCUCAUCAAGUUCCAUAACUUUAGUAUAGAAGAGGGAGACAACUGUACCUAUGACUCUCUCAGCAUUUAUGAAGGUACACUCCCCUACCAACUCACCCCCCCACACAAGUUUUUGUUAAUUAUUUUUUUCUUUUUGUACCAAAAGGAAGUUCACUAUGAGAUUCAACAUAUGAAUUUUACAUUUAAAAAUUUUUUAUUUCCCCGUCAGAUUUUACCUUGAUAACUUUCUUGAAACAGCAAACUGAUACCAAGUGAACUGGUACUGAUGAACUAAAGAUGAACAAAAGAUUUGUAUUUAAGUAGUUCAUGCUUUUUUGUAUUGUGUCAAAAUGAAUAUGGAAUAUAAUUUUUCAUCAAACACAGCUGGUGAUACAAUGUCUACAUUGAAACCAUCUCUGCUGCAGCAUCUUUGUGGCACUGAUCUGGAGAAUCCAAUAUUUACUUGGGAGGGACAUGGCCUUGACCUUGUUUUCUACUCUGAUUCAACGGUAAACCUUGGUGGUUACUGGGCAGAAGUCCACAUGUCUCCGGUCGUACAUGGUAAAUAGAUAUUUUUUUCUUUUAAGCGCUCGAGACAUUUGGGUUGCAUUUGUGAAUUUAAUGACAAUUAUUGAAAGAUUGAUCCCUUCAGCAUAAAUUUGUUGUAAUUUAUUUUUUACAUUAAAAGGAAAAGCAUGCCCAGCUGAGUGUGAAAAUGGUGGGACAUGUACAGAAAUACUGCUGGUGGAUGGAUCUGUGGACUGGAUGUAAGUGAUUGUGUCAGUUCAUUGUGUCAGUGGAUUAUUUUUAAAGAUUGUGUGAAGGGAUUGUGUCAAUAUUUUGUGUGAGAAAUAAAUAUAAAACAAGGAAUAUAAUUAUAUACUCUGUUGCCCAUUGAGGAUUCAAACUAAAAAAAACACUUUUUUUGUGUAUUUUUUAAUUAUAGAUUAUAAAAAUGACUAUUUUAUAAACAAAGUUAGGGGCAUUUUUUUAUCCUAUCAACAAAGUAAUAUAACUACUUUAAACUCAUUUCGAUACAUUUUUCUUGUGGCACCAGGUGUGCCUGUCCUGAGAGGUUCACAGGGACAUUCUGUGAGGGUGAGAUGAGGAUUUCAUGUAAAGAUGUGAAAUGUGAGAAUGAUGGAGUCUGCCAGGAUGAUGGGACAGAGGUGUCAUGCAAGUGUCCCAACGGCUUUACUGGCGACUUCUGUGAAGAGCUUGAGAAGGUAUCUUUGUAAACUUUUUUAUGGUUAUUUCUUAUUCUAGAUUUUAAAUCAACUUCACCAGCUAAUACAUACAAGAAAAUUGUUUUAUUUAGUACAUAAAGCUUGGCUUAUUGGUACAUGAAGAUUAUUUUAUCAGUACAGAAUUAUUGUUUUAAUCCUAAUGAGAGGGUUGGACUGCGAAAGAGCUUUUAAGUAGAUUAAUAAAUGACAAACAAUUUGUGUGAAUAAAACAAUAUAUGUUGAGCUUUAAUUUUGAUGAGACAAAGUACAAAUUCAAAAGUUUCAGCUAAUGCCUUCAUCAUUACAAUAAAAAUUAAUAUAAUUAUUAAUUAAAUUUAGAUAAUAUAUAUUUGUCCAACCUAUACUUGAACAAUGAGAGAAAAGAUAAGAAUGGGCGCAAGUGCCAUAGAAAACAAAGAUUAAAAGAACAGAAAGAAAGUGGGUGGAAGUACAAUAUAAAAACCUAACAGGAAAAGGAAAUUGCAUCUAUUUAAAAUAGUUUUUAUGUACAUAAAUUCUUUAUGUCUCAUUAAUUUUUACCAAUGCAUAAAGAUUGUAAAAUUUCACUUUUUUUUUCCCUGCCCACACAAGUUUGCAGAGGGAGGAGCUCUCUACUUUACCAAGAUGGUGUCUAACAUGUCACUAACUGUUGGCAGCAGUGUCAUUCUGGAAUGUGCGGUGAACGAUCCCUUAGCUCAUGUCAUGUGGUAUGUCAUCAAAUGUCAGACUAAAUAUGAAGUCACCUUUUUCAGCUGAAAAAAUUGUCUGCUCAUAAUAGUCACACUCACUGAUACAAAGAAAUAUCUUUAUUCAAAUUGUAACAAUUGUAUUACCAACAGGUUAUAUUCCUUUGUAUACUUCUGUUGCAUUUUUUGUAUUUCAUGAUGUGUCAAAUAGUAACUUAUUAGUAACCAUAAAAUAAAUUGAUUUACCACUAACAAUCUCUAAUAAAUCACCAAUUUAAAAAUAAUUUUUAUUUUUAAAAAAGUUUCUAUUAAUAAAGCUUAAUUUUUUCAUUUAGUUGCAUUUUAUAACUUCCCAACACAUGCUGACAGGUUAUUCAAUGACCGAAUCAUGACCCACACCGACUGGUCAAGAGGUGUGGAGGUUCAUCCUGGUGGUGUUGUUGUUAUACCUGAAGUUGAGGAUCAACACUCAGGACGUUACACCUGCAUGGCCACAACAUCAGGUGACCUGGUGGAGAAGUCAAUGUGGAUCACACUUAUAGAGCCCUGCAGUCUAUGUGAGUGAGUCCUGUCGUGAUUUGGUGUGUCUUAGGCUAAGUGAGCCCUGUUAAAAUGUGUCUAUUUAAGCUCUGUAAAUUGUGCCGAAGUCAAUGUUCAUUUUUUAACAUUUUAAAGUAAAUUAUUUCAUGAGUAGUGAAAUAGUUCAUAAAUGGGAAAAUUCUUUAAAAAUAGGUAAAAUAUUUCUAUAGCUAGUGUAAUAGUUUUUUUACAAUAAGUUAUAUAGAGAAAUCUGUGUGAAAUGUUUUUAAAUGUCAGAGAGAUUGUUUUAUAGAUAAUGAAAUGGGAGAUAGUUUUAUAGAUAAUGAAAUGGGAAGAGUGUGCCAAUGACUUCCAUUGAACCUGUCUUGUUUGCAGUUGUAUUAAAGUCUCCAAGUAACAUCACCCUUCGAGUGGGCCAGACUGCCAUGUUCCACUGCUAUGUGCCAGAUGCUGAUGUCAUCAUGUGGAGAAAAGAUGGUGACCUCAUUGAACAGGGACCAAGAAAACGUGUAAGUAAAAUGAUGUUAUUUUUUUAUAAUUAACAUUUUUACUUGUCCAUUCCUGAUGACAACAAAAGAUCCUUCAAUAAGUAGAAACAUCUUUAUGUUCUAUGUAUAGCUUUGGUGAAGAAUCACAUCCGGGCAUGAUAUCACUUUGAAAGGCUUUUGUGCGCUUACAUCUUCAAUAAAAAGCAAAUUUUUACCAGACCUAUUAACAUACCAGCUACUAAUUUUUUGUUGUUAUUAAAAUAGUUCAUUGAACUAGUAACAAGCCAACUACUAUAUGUGGCAUCAUUCCAUGUUCGCGAGACAAUGGAGUAGCUCACUUCAUCAAACAGCUUGUAAGGCCCAUCCUGGAAUGCUUUUUAUAUGUUAAAAUAUUUGAUGCACAAAAAGUUUGAUUGUUAUUUGAUCCAUACUUAACUUUGAACAUUUUUUUCUUUGGACAGUGUUUAAAAAAAUAAUAAAAUGUAAAAUUGAUAAAAUCUUUUGGUGGUCAGAUUUUGGUGAAUCACUACCUGGUGAUCAACCCUGUUGUGGAGACAGAUGUAGGUCAGUACACAUGUGCUGCCCGAUCCAGGGAAGGAUGCUACUCCAAGGUUUCUGCUUACCUCAAUGUGGAAGCAACUGGACAUGAACAGGGUAAAACUGUUUUCUGCUCAUGAGUUAUGAACAUUGAAUGGUGGGAGCAUCUAUUGAUGUUAUUUUGAAGUUUUUCUCAUAACCUAUUUUUGUAAAGUCUGUGAGUGGGGGAAGUGGCUGAUCUGUGAUGUUUGAUAAAUUUACAAACAUUACUUUUGUAUGGGUUCAGCCAGUAUAUGUUCUACAGAAAAAUAGUUUUAAUAGUUUUAGUGUAAUUAUAUAAGUUAUUUCAUGGUGAUCAGAGUGCGGGCGGCCUCGUGUUAAACCUUAUGAUGGAGGAAGUGGAAGAAUAAGCAGUGGUAAAGAAGCGGUUGUAGGCUCGGCUCCUUGGCAUGUCAUAAUUAGAGAAGAAAAGAAGGUUAGUCUUGUCAUUAGAACUUCAGAAAAUGUUUUCCGUUUUUUAUAUCAAUUUAGCAUUAACUCUUAACGUCAGUUUUCUGUAUCGAUAUUUAAUGAACCCACAUUUAAAAAAAACUGCAUGGCAAGAAGAACAUGAGUGGCGUCUAGAUGUGUUUAUGAAUAAACUGUUUCAUCCUAGGACACAACCUUUUGUGGUGGUUCUCUGAUCUCUCCAGACACAGUCCUGACUGCAGCCCAUUGUAUUGGUCAAUUUGAGCAAUUCUUUGGCUACCCAUUUCAUCCCAAUCACAUUCACAUUUACUUGGGAACUCACCACUGUGCCGGCCAUAAUGGUGUUUUCAGGUGAGGAAGAAAACAGCUGAGUUAGAUAAGAAUUGAUGAAGGUAUGUGCAAGGUCAUGGGUCAGCAAGAGUGUGAACGGGGAAAAAAAUGAUAUUCAAAAGGAAAACUCAAUAUACCAAUUACCAUAUGAACGUCACUAAAAUGGCUUAGUAAGAAGAAAACAAAAUUUUAUGAAAAAAUUAAAUUAAUCUUUCAGACAAUGAAUUUUAAAAGUGAGUUUUACUAUAAGGGAUAAGAGACUGCAGCAGCUAACAUGGAAAUUUGCCAAGGAGGUUGGACAUGUUGACAGGAAUUUUUGAAAUUGACAUUUGGGUGGUAAUUUUUCAAGGAAUUUGAAUGAAAAACUAAGAAAAUUUGUUGACACUUUCAGACAACUCAAGUCGUACACCCUCCAUGAACACUUCAAUAACACACAUUACAACAAUGAUGUGGCCAUCCUGAAACUAGAGAAACCUGUAGAAUUUACAGAUGACAUCAUGCCCAUCUGCCUGGAGACACCUGACUUUAUGGAGGAACUACUUAAGCCAGGUCGGUGUGACCUUUGGCCGCAAGGUCAAAUACAGAACUUGCAGAAAUACAAAUAAAGCUACAAAUAAGUGAAGAGCAAUGAAAGUCCUGCCCAAAUUACAUAAAUAUUACAUUAAUAAACUUAAUGACCAAACUUGGACACUAUGAAUGAUAGUUCAUUUUAAUAAAAAAAUUAUUUAAUUAUGUACAUUUUAUUUGUUUACUCUUAUCAUUAUUUAUUUUAAUGAUCAUUGAAAUUUUUUUUGAUCUUUUGAUAGUUUUAAAUUUUCUUAAGUAAAUUUUCUUUUUAUUCAUUAAUAUUAAUACCGGGUACUUAAUGACAUUAAAUCUUUGGAAUAUUGUCCAGCCUUGAAAAGUAUUAUGAGUUUGAAAAAAAAUUAUUAUUUUAUCCUCAGCUUCAAAAUUAAUGCUAGUAAAAACACAUUUUUUACUUUUCCAUGCUAGAAAAUAGAACAGGCCAGUUGUACACGUUUCAUUAAAAAAUAUUGAGGAAAUUAGAAAUGUGCAAUAAGGAGCCCUUUUAGAAUGAAUCCAUUUUCGGUGAAGUAUAGAAAUUUAACAUAAACUAUUCCAGGUCGUUUCGGUGUGGUGACAGGCUGUGGAAAUCAGUUUGUCUACGGAGGAGCUCCAACAAACCUCCAUGAAGUCCAGGUAAUAUCUCUUUGCACUCAACUUUUAAUACACAAAAAUUCCUACUUGUAAGACUAAAAAGUUGACAUUAAUCUACUUUGGCCUUAGAGCAAAAUGCUUCUUUUGAACCAGAUGAGGCUAUUUUUAAAAUCCACCAUUGUUUGGACUCCAUAAAUUAAUUUUUUGGCUAGACUCUGUAUAUAAUAUAAAUAGCAAAUUUUUGUGAAUUUAUUAAAAAGUUAUUUGUUUUAUGCAUGAAACUCAUGUUGAUUAUAUAUGAAGGUACUAGAUUCCAACAAAACCAUAUUAGUACAACUUUCAUAUCAAAAACAUAAAGAUGUGAAUAGUAAUAAUUCUGUGUGAGAUAUUACUAAACUAUUCACAAUGAAGGGAGAGCGUUAUAUCUCUCAGUGAAAUGAUACAUCUUUUCCCCCUCCAAAAAAAAAAGAUUCCAUAUGUAUCACCUGACAUCUGCCGAGAGCGGGCCUCAUCUGUCAACACUUCAUUUACACCUGGAAUGUUCUGCGCUGGCUAUGCCAGGAGCAUGAGAGGGGAUGCUUGUGCAGGAGACAGGUAAGGAUGUAUCAAUUGUAUAGGAGACAGGAGGGAUGUAUAGGAGACAGACAAGGAUGCAUAGUAGAUAGGGUAAGGUGCAAGACAGGAUACAUUUCGGGGGUGCAUGUGCAGGAGACAGGUAGGGGCAUAAUUUAGCUGGAGAGGUGACCAUUUUUGGCUGUUAUGUAUAAAAGGUAUGUAUUUAAAAUGUAAAAAGUCCAUCAGCAUACUCCAUAUGAUGCAUUCUUUUUUCAAUAUUUAUUGGAAAAUAAAAAUAUUUCAGCUUAAAAGGAAGGGAAUAUACAUUAAAAAAAGUUAUUUAUCAAACUGAUAGGACAUACAAAAGUAGUACUUCAAAAUGGCACAAUACAUCUUAGGGGUCUUUCAUGAAGGACGUUUGCAGAGAUGGGGGGAAGUGGGUUCGUUGAACUGCAGUCAAGGGGGAGGGGGUGUAAAGGAUCUUGCUGAAAUCUGUAAAAUAGCAUUUUUUUAAAAGGUGUAACUUCAUAAGGGAGACCACUCUAAAUAUUUGGUUGGUAAUUAUCAGCAAAUGUAGGCAAUGCAAGUUUGAUUUUUAAUUUUUUUUCCUUCUCUUAUCAACAGUGGAGGUCCAUAUGUGUUUGAAUUCAGUGGCCGGGCCAUCCAGGCUGGCAUUGUAUCAUGGGGUGUUGGGUGUGAUAGGGAGAACCACUACGGUUACUACACUAACAUAGCUUACUACUACCGCUGGAUAAUGGACAAGAUGAAACAAAGUUAAGACAUGGGAGAGCAUAAAAAUCCAGGGUAGACAACUCCAGAGCAAAAAAUAUAUUUACCAUCCAUAUAGUUCUGACACAUGUAUUGUUUAUCACUAAAUAUCUGAUUUGAUGUUAUUUACAUUAGUUUCCAGGUCUUUAGUAACAAUUUAGCAAUAUAGUAGCAAUAUUCUCAGAUUUUAACUUUGCAUUUGGGCCAAACAUAACCACUCAAAUUGAUACAGAUAUGAAAAUAACUCUUAAUUGUCAUAUUUACUUUAAAAAGAGAGAUGUCAUUGUUUGUUUGAUUAGGAAAAGUUUAAAUGUAAGUUACAAAGCUUUUACAUAUUAUGUAGUAAAUAACAUAACAAAAGUAGACAGUUCUAAAAAAAAUGUAUUUAUACAAAACAUAACUUCAAAUUUGUGUACCAAGGAAAAGUUUUAAAAUAAGGAAAGCUGAAAUUAACCUCACUGCAGUUAAAGAUGGGCACACUAAGUUACUGUGUCCAAUGAGUCAUGAAAAUAUUAUCAAUAAAAAGUGAGUGUGGGUCAAUUUAUUGUAAAGUUGUUUUUUUUCCUCUACUGUACGUUGAUAAACAGUGGAACUAGAUAUGUUAAGGCUUGAAAAGAAAAGACAGGACAAUUAAAUGGACAUUUCUGCUAGGUAUCUUCUUUAACAAGAAACCACAAUUAAUUAGAAAUAAAAAAUGUAUGUGUUUGAAGAUUUCAAUGUAGAUCUUUGUUUAGAAACAAAAGGGCUCUAUGUUAAAAAUGGAAGUUAAGGUAUUCUAAACCAAAAAAGUGGAUUGCACAUUAAUCUGUGGUUUAUUCUAUUUCUAAACAGAUCUUUUUCCACUAUUUAUUUACUUCACACUGCUUGAAUUUAGUGCCUCAGAUAUUAUCUUAUUGUAAGUUACAUGUUAAAUAUUAAGUUUAAAUAGACAGAUUAGAUAAAUAUGUAAUGUCUUACAUUUUUAAAUGGAUUUACAUUAUGUGCAUGUAUUCUGAACAUAGAUAAAACUACAAAUAUGUAAUGAUUACAUAUUAAAAAAUAAUUGGACAUUUUAAAAAUAAGUUUUAAUUGAAAGUUUUAUUCUUUUUUAAUAUUCACAAAUUAAAAGUUUAACUUUUUAAACUUUACUUUCCUUUUCUUUAGAAAGUCAGUUGACCCAUUCACGUUGAUUUGUCUUUGUGUUGUAUUCAUACACUUUGCCUGAAACUGGGUUGAAAUGAUUUGUAUAUAAACGGAAUUUCAAAUGCGUUUAACAAAGUUUGACUUCAUUUAAAUAAAUACUCAACCAUAAUGGCAGCAUUC
Molecule: messenger RNA, 16050 nt
Organism: Lymnaea stagnalis (great pond snail)
Lineage: Eukaryota; Metazoa; Mollusca; Gastropoda; Lymnaeidae
Source: the annotation of a GenBank genome assembly